Haliotis rubra (blacklip abalone) is the source of this 1961-nucleotide messenger RNA. RefSeq names its product beta-1,3-galactosyltransferase 5-like. The transcript is spliced from 2 exons. Gene Ontology annotation, molecular function: hexosyltransferase activity. Gene Ontology annotation, cellular component: membrane. The coding region runs from base 63 to 1163 and encodes 366 amino acids. Lineage: Eukaryota; Metazoa; Mollusca; Gastropoda; Lepetellida; Haliotidae. The record is from RefSeq and is a predicted model, not a curated record.
CCAGUGACGGUCUCCGCAUAAUCGAUCCCUACAAGACCAGAAAAUACCAUUUGGCCUCCGCCAUGAUGAGCCUUCGGUGGGGCAGUGUGAAAAAUGCAUUGUCUACGUCUAGGCAAUGGAGACUGUUACUCAACAAGCGCGUGAUCCUCGUGUGUGUGGUCUUCAUCUGGUUCGCGAUGCUGCUAUUCAGGAGCUCACCAGUAGAACCACACGACUCGGAAAUCAAGCUUCUGUAUCGUCAAAUAUCAAGAACUCUUGUCAAAAACAAUUUCUACGGCCACGCUGACAUUUACAAGUCCAUGUGGUACUUUGACCCCAGGGAACGUAUCAUCACGCCCCUGGAGUUCCCCUUCAUCAUAGAUGGCGCUGACGUCUGUGGACCGAACGAGACGCAGCUUCUGCUGGUGGCGGUGAUGUCUCUGCACAAUAAAACAGAACAGAGACAGGCAAUAAGACAGACGUACGGACGUACCGCUAGAGGACACUUUUGGCCCGGCAAGAAGUUGUUUGGACCAGUGAAGAUGGCUUUCUUUUUCGGCGUCAGCAACUCGUCGCGGGAGAACCAUAUCAUCGAAAAAGAAGCAAAGCUGUACAAUGAUAUUGUGCAAGUCAAUUUCACCGAAUCGUAUUUCAAUUUGACAUACAAAGUGUUAAUGGCAAUUAAGUGGGCGCAGCAGUACUGUGCAAAAACUGCAUUCAUUAUGAAAGCAGACGAGGACUCAUUCAUAGAUAUACCACGCAUGACGGACAUAUUGCUGUCCAUCAAUAUGACCAACCAAAUCUACGGCCACUUCCACUAUGACGACAAAGUGCAGAGAGAUGGAAAGACGAAGGUGUCUAAAGACGCGUACCCCUUACAAAGGUACCCGCCACAUGUGAAAGGGAACAUAUAUGUGAUGCCCACCCCGCUAGCAACACGCAUUAUGCUGCUGUCCCAGUUUUUACCAUACGUCAACAUGGAAGACGCUCACAUCACCGGUACUCUCGCCAAGAUCCUCGACGUCAGACAUUACGACAUCCCCAGAGAUCAAUACAACCCUUACGGUGGCCCGGACGUCUGUGACUUCGCUUUAAGCAGGAAGAUCGCAGCUCAACAAGUAAAUGCAUCGGUUGCAUAUCGGAUAUGGGAUGCUAUUGAGGAUCCGACGUUGUGUUUAACGUAAAGGCAGUGUUGUCAUGGAAGCCAUUUUGUGACAAUAUAUUGCUCAAGAGCAUGGGUUAUGUGUGGACUUCGGAUCCACUGGAAAGGAUCAUGGACCUAGAGUGUGUGAAGGCACAUUGGCAGGGUAUGGUUUCAUCGAGAGCUGGUGUCACUUUUCUGGCGAAAUUAAACCCACAUCUUUUCCCAGAGGACAACAAGUGAUCGGGGAGAUAUUUAUCAUCAGGAAUCUUGAUGCGGAAUCGGUAGUUUAAUUUAAAUUAUAUAUUUACUUAUGCUAAAACACUUUGAUGAACUUUUCACUCUAUAAUGACGAAAAGGCUUGAUAAAACCGAUGCAUGAAAGUGUGCAGAGACGAGUACAGAGAAGUAUUUAUUCUAAAACCACAAAUCUCAGGUUGGCUGCCUCUGCUAUGCGUGAGCCCAGGUUUUUUCGACCUCGAUCGAUAUGCUAGAAUAUUCAAACAGUUCUUCGCUCAAUAUCGUUGUAUCUGAUUCCGUCCAAUGUAGAAAACAUUAAAACCCUUCAACGUGUAAUGUUUGGAGGACGAAUACAGCUUGUGGAAGUUCAAUAGCGGCACAUAAUGACUCAAGCACAAAAGAAUCAUGACGUCACGAUGACUGAUGGGUGUCAAUCUGUAUGACGUCAUCAUGACCGAUAUCACUUUUCAGUAUCAUGAAAAGCAUUAGUGUAUGUGUUGAAUACCGCAAAAAUUGAUCAUAUUUUACAUGCAACUUGUUUUUCAUUGCAUUGAAGUCUUGUCCAUUAAUCUGUACCCGUUUUAUUAAACUGUUCUAUGUUC